GAUGGCCGCCCAACGAAACAAAUAGAGCGCCGUCGUAAAUAACACAAACCGUCCGAACACGUUUCGAGCGUGCCCCCCGUACGAAUCGCACGUGCGUACCCGCGACAUUGACGAUCCCCUCGCGACCGUUCGCGGACGACGUGCGUUUUCCCCCAGACGCGACGAAGUACGACGUCCCGCGUGUUCGCUCGCGGUAGCGUGAUCCGCGGGAGAACGUUGCUCCUAUUCCUCAUUGUUGCAUUUAUCCGACCACGCGUAUCGCGCCUCGCGGUGGUCCGUGUCGUACCCGGGGAGGUGCGUGCGUGGUCCUAGCGGCGGGUCCAUCUCCAUCGGGGGGAGGAGAUAGCGCCGACAAGAGAGAGAGAGAAAGAGAGAGAGAGAGAGAGAGAGUGAGUGGUGUUGUCGCCGGGUUGACGCCGCGUUCGUCGCCAAGAUGCGAUCGUGCGACUCGCACGAGACGAGCCCACCCCCUCUACGUAGACAACACUCGCGGUCCCACGCCUAGCUCCUCAUGCUAGUCUCGUCUUCCGAAUUGCUUGGGGCACAGCAUGAAGGAGAUGCUCGGAGGGUGCUGCGUGUGUUCUGACGAGAGGGGUUGGACAGAGAAUCCGUUGGUGUAUUGCGAUGGACAGGGCUGCACCGUUGCCGUACAUCAAGCGUGUUACGGUAUUGUCACUGUACCAACAGGACCCUGGUAUUGCAGGAAAUGCGAGUCCCAAGAACGCAGUGCUCGGGUGCGCUGUGAGUUAUGUCCGAGUCGUGAUGGAGCCCUUAAGAGAACGGAUCAGGCUGGAUGGGCGCAUGUUGUGUGCGCUCUUUAUAUCCCAGAAGUUCGAUUCGGUAACGUGACUACAAUGGAACCAAUUAUAUUGCAUCUUAUUCCUUCAGAAAGAUUUAGUAAGACAUGUUACAUUUGUGAGGAACAAGGUAGAGGUAGCAGAGCAAACGUGGGAGCCUGCAUGCAGUGUAACAAAACAGGCUGCAGGCAACAAUUUCAUGUCACCUGUGCACAGGCUCUGGGCUUACUUUGUGAGGAAGCUGGCAAUUAUCUUGAUAAUGUCAAAUAUUGUGGAUAUUGCCAGCAUCAUUAUUCAAAAUUGAAAAAGGGCGGCAACGUAAAGACGAUACCGCCGUACAAGCCGAUACCCGCCGACAACGGUUCGUCGGACUCGUCGCCGGAGAAGGAGGCGGAGACGCCGAUUAAAUCGUCAAGCGGCAAGCGGAAGAGCUUGAGUUCCAAAUCCACCGCGAAUUCUAAAAGUAAAUCAAAUGCUAGUCCCAGUUUAGAGAUAAAUGGCAUCACGGACGACAAGAGCAGUGGUAGCGGUCGUAAUACGCCUAAAGAUAAUUCCACGAGUUCCAGCAAGUUUACGACAUCUAACUUUGUCGAGACCAUUGUCACGCAGUCGGAGAGCGUGUUUGGACACGACGGUACUGUCACCGUUACCACCGUCGCCACGGCGGCAAUCGCUUCCGCGAUGAAAACGAGUGGUGGCAAUUCGAAUGCGGUGCACAAGAACAUCGGCGGUCAAGGAAAAUCCAACUCGUCGACCUCCAAUAAGACAUCGAGCCACACUAGCAAGAAGAGGAAGACCGGAGCUCGUACGCCGACUGUGAUAGGAAACGAGAACUCGAAUCAAUCGGCCAGCUCGGAGACUAGCGGAUCAGUCGUGGUAGCCGUUAGUACUGUUGUGCAACAGACUGUCCCAAGUAACAAUGUGCAACCAACAAUCACCGAAGCCACGAGUUUAAGUACAACGACGGAACCGGAAAAAUCGAAGAAGACGAAAGUGGAGAGUCCGAUUCAAUCGUCGUCGAAUACACCGGUCGCUACAGAGGCAACCACCACACCUGUGAUAAUGACGGUGACGCAGUCCCAGCCCUCCUCGAUCGUCACUCAGUCGCCGACGACUACGUCGAACAGCAUCGUCGUUUCCGUGCCGUUGACCGCCACCUCGCUCGCCAACACGGUCCAGAGCGUGGUGACGAGUGCGCCGACGAUAUAUCAACAGCUGCAACAGAGUAUAAUCACCACGGCCGCCAAUGCGGAGCUGCGAUCCAGCGCGAUGGUGACCACCGAGAGGUUCACCGCCGAGGAAGCUCCGACGAAACGAUCUCGUUCCCAAUCAUCAGAUAAGCAAGAGAAGUCUCGUAAACCAAAGCGUGGCUCGUCCAAUAGCCAAGGAUCACUGCCGCAAUUCCAGACGGUCUCGUCAGUCGUAACUUCUGUAUCCAGCACCGCAGUUGUGGCGACGUCUAAGAGGGGCGCGAGAAAUAAUCAUCAAACCCCUCCACCCGCCGUCACAGUGGCUCCGGUGACCUCGGUGCCAUCAAUAAUUCAAGGCCCCACAGGCACUCUUGGACACUUCAGCAGUGUAAGUGGCACAGGCCCUGCAAACAUUAUGGGACCGACAGUCAAGGAGUCACCGCCUAGCAGUCCCGGAUCAGAGAGUAUGAGUAGUAGCACUAGUAAACGGAAGAGGAAAGCUGCUGCGUCUACACCUAUUCCAUCUGCAUCGACUACACCGACCGCUCUUACCGCAAUAAAGGAAGAGAAUAAUAUAAAAUUAUUUCAAAAUGGAGUCAGUGCACCACAUAUGCUAGGGAAUCAGUUGAAUCCUACUUCAACGAUGGCGCAAAAGAUGUCGGAUACACUUUCGCAGGAACUCGAGGCCCAUUCUAUUUUUACAGAAGCGAGUAACUCCAGUACAAACUUGGUUGGACCACAGUUACACAGUCGAGUAAUUGCAUCUAUACGAUCUAGCCAACCGGGUGGACCGCCCACUUCGUUUACCUCGAACCUUUUCUCCACAAACAGCAAUAGUACGAAUCCUACACCUGGUCCUAGUGGGACUUUGGGUGGUGGAACAAUUCCGCAGACACUGGAUCAGCUUCUAGAAAGACAAUGGGAGCAGGGAAGUCAAUUUCUAAUGGAGCAAGCCCAACAUUUUGAUAUUGCAUCCCUGCUUUCCUGCCUUCAUCAAUUGAGAGCUGAGAAUCUUAGGCUAGAGGAACAUGUAAAUAAUCUCCUGCAGAGGAGAGACCAUUUAUUGGCUGUGAAUGCUAGACUCGCUAUUCCGUUGACAACUCAGCCUAGUUCACAUCCAGUGAAUAAUAUACAUCCUACAGUGAAUCCAUCUCAUCCUAAUGUCUCGCACUCGGAAGUGCCGCCUGGCGCUCCGGCUCCGGUACCUAGAUCGAAUCGCGAACCGCGAGUGAACAACACGUACAUGCCUCACUCCAGUUCCAGCAAUCAUCCGACGACAUUGGAAAACGGUUUGCCGCCAGAUCCCUCCCCACCCGCGGCGGCUUCUCUCUCUCAGUAUCAGCAUCGUGGAUCAUUAGUUGCGCCGCAACCAAGCCCGACAAUUAGGCAUAGUCCAGCCGGGGGUGGAUACCUUCAAGGUUCGAGCAAUAUAGUAUCGCCGGCGCCGGCGAAUACUUCCGGCGUGGUGCGUAAUUCGUCUGUCACACCGGAUCCUCUACGUGGAGUGCCGAGGUCGGCUUCCCAAUCGUCGAGCAAUUACAUGCCGUCGAUGUAUCAACCCACCAUGUCCAGUCUCACCGGCAAUCAAGUAGGCGGUGUUCACAAUCUCCAUCCGCACGGACCUUCGCCGACUAGCCACGGGCCACCGGGUAAACCCAGCUGAAGGUAGAUACCAAUACAAUGUGGCAGCCGCAUAUCUUAAUUAUUAAAAUGAUAUUUUCGUUGCCGCGUAUGCCAUUGUCGAACAUCAAAGAAGCCAAUCUCAUUGCAAGAGAGACCUAACUGCGCUUCUUCGCGAAAUAUUGACUGAUAUACAUUUUGUAUGCCACGUUUAUCGGUAAUCGUUUUUUUAAUAACUUCACUCUAGUGAUGUCAAUUGCAGUUUACAAUGUACAGACAUACUUCUCGAUUUGUAUCUUUUUAUAUCUUUCCACGAUAUAUCCUAAAAUUGUUAUAUAUCCGAUCACACAUAUGCGCUGUACAAAUCUUUGCAUAUGUCCGAUAGAGAUUUAUGGAUCUCAUUAACGUGAUCAUGUAUUCAUUGAAUCCGAUAUGUAAUAUUAUUCUUUAACCAUUUUGUUUUAACUUGUACUUUUAUAUGCACGGUUUUAUGCGACUUAUAUGUACAUUGCAACCGUCACAAUAUAUUAGAGGCUCAAUUAGAAUUUAUAGUGACGUUAAAAAAAUAAUGCAACUUUAAACGAAGCAGCAGUUAGGAAGAUUAGUCUCACAGAUUUUUCUGAAAUUAAAAGGACAAUUCUUCAUAAUAUUUAUUAAAAUCCAUUAUUAUUGAAACUUGAUUACAAUAAAAUUUACUCUUAAUUAAAUCCUAAUUAUAUUUUUUUUCUUUAAUCAUGGUUAGGCAUACAUUUGAGACAUAUUCUUUAUCUCUCUUUGUAGGCAUCAUCAUAUGUGAACAGCAAAUCCACAGAUGUACAAAUUUUAGACUGUAAGUUAACCUAUCGCGUUAAAUAGCAAUAAUACAGUAGGUGUACAUUCUCUAAUGACGGUGAAACUGCGUGUAUUUCUGGUGGUGCGAUAAAAGGAUACGUACAUGAAAUUUUUCAAAAAAUUAAUAGAGAAAAAUGUUAAACGAAAAACACGAGUAAUUCCAGAACGAAAUGGAAAGAAACCAAAUCAUUGUGCUACUAUCGAUUUCAAUGCAUUUGCCGAUUGUAUUCGAUAAUUCGGAUAUUGUACACACCGGAUAUUAUACAUUCGGAUAUUAUAUUCCGCAACUUUAAAGCUGAUGUGCUUUACUUAUAAUACAGCUUCUCUAUUUUUAGCGUACCACCGUUGAGAUGUAUCGCAGCGCGUGUAUUAUAUACGACAAUGAUGAUAUUGAGUGCAACCUAUUUCAAAGCUAAUAUUUAAUGUAUAUUCUAAUCUUAUGCGUAAAGAAAAACGGAGAAUAUUCAAAUGUACAAGACGAGCACUGCCUUUCGCCAACAAGAGCUGUGAAGUAGGUUGAUCGCAAUUCGACAUUCUCUAGCGAACGCAUGAUCGUUUUGUUUAAUACAUAUUUCAUUUGCCUUUCUCUAUCCCAUUUUCAUUCAAAUCUAUUCAAAAUCCGAUGGAUUUAAUUGGUAUCAUUUCCCAUCAGCAUUGCUGCAAAAUUUCUCGAAGGAAUGCAAACAGAAGUAUUGUGCCAUUGUUUGAUCUGUGGAUUAGAAACACAAUAUUCUAUUGAUGAUAAUAAUUUGAUUGCAUUUUAAUGGCAAUAACUCUACAAUCAAUAUUAUUACUAUUUUUUUAAAUACACACACACAUACAUAAAAUACAUUUAAAAUUUUGACAGUUUAUGUAGUAAAGUUUAUAUAUUAAAGUCUGAUUAUUGUGAAAUGUGUUAAAUGAUUUGAAUUAAUUCUAUUUGUCAAUUUGUCUAUAAAAAUAUAGUGUAUUUACAAUAUUCUGAGAUAUAUGCAUGCAGCAGCUUGGAAUUUUAUUUUAUAAUGAAAAAAUAAAUUACUUUUUUUUCCAUCUUUUGUAACCGGAUUUUGCCAAGGAAUUGUGUUUAAAAUAUUCUUUGAGGAUGUAACGAGAAUAACAAGAUCGAACCACGGCACAAAUCUUGUUAAUGCAAAAACUUGUGAAUACUUGCGAUACACAUUUUAUAUAUGUAUAUGUGUAUGUAUUGGUCACAAUACAAAAUGCGCGAGUACAGUCGACUGCCUGUAUUGCGAACUCGUCGGGACCAAAUACUAUUCUUAUUAUAAAGUCUUCCCUCGAUUUGCAUUUUUUCCUGUAACAACAUAUGCGCGGAAUUAGAAUAAAAACAUUACACGCUCUGUUCUUCUUUCUCUUUUCACUCUAAUAGCGGUAAAUGUAAGUGGAAAAGCGAAGAGUUGAAGAAGAACACCAUUUUACGAGUAUAUAGUUGAUUCAUGAAACAGACAAGAUCUUAAUACGGCGCAUCGCUAUACGGACAUUCGGUUGUAAUCCUGUAAAGUAUGGGACAAAUGAUCGUAUGAAAGCGGAACUAUGAUUCCUUAAGAACAGUGUAUAUGCUUGUAUAUCAGAAUUGAAGUUAAUCCGUUUUGUGCUGCGUUUUGUGAAGAUAGCGUUAAAUUUUCCUAUUCACGCCAUCGUCUAUAAUUUCUGAGAGCGAGCAAUGCCAUGUGCGUGCAAAUCGCAAAAAUCAAAAGUACUGGACGGUACAGUAGAGAACAUUUUAGAAAAUAAGACUUUGUAAGAGAAUAUAUAAGUUAUUCCGCUCAAAGGCUACGGUAUAUAACAUAAAGUAGCACGUUUUGAUAAAUCGACGAGAAAAUUUGCAUGUAAUACAUAUGCGAAAUCACAAAAUGACAUGCAACGUAAAACGACGCGGUUGUAAAAAAAGGAAGAAAAGAGAUAUUGAUAAGAAUCGUCGGCUACGCGAUUGGCUUGACAAUUCACUCACACAGGAAAAUAUCUCCUCGUGUCGUUGAAAUUGUAAAAUCGAAAUAUGGCAUACUAUUUGCAGGCGUCAAACAAAAGUGAAAGGAGUUUACACACUCGCAGGAUAAUACGUUUUAGGCUGUCACUUUAUUUUUGCACCGUGGUUACGAGCAUAGUACGAGAUUUCUCAGCCUCGCAAAGAAACUAGUUGAACGAACUAUAAUAUGAUAUACACAUACGUAUAUUCGAAUUCAUCGUACAAAACUGAAAUUUUCCCUAAACCACCUUUCAAUGAUCAUGAUGUAUCGUUUGCCGGUUGAACGGCACCAGAGAGAAACUGCUCGGAAGAGAAAAUUUUGAAGAGUUAGGGAUUGACUGACAUUUACCGCAUUGUGUUCUUUAUCGUUAUCGUAAUACGACGCGAUGUGUUCUAAAUCGAGAGAUCGAGAUAAUCACAUUAUUUCCUCCUUCCUUUUACAG
Molecule: messenger RNA, 6844 nt
Organism: Formica exsecta
Lineage: Eukaryota; Metazoa; Arthropoda; Insecta; Hymenoptera; Formicidae
Gene: Alh
Product: protein AF-10-like
Exons: 14
Coding region: 549-3650 (1033 amino acids)
Biological process (GO): regulation of transcription by RNA polymerase II
Cellular component (GO): nucleus
Molecular function (GO): histone binding; nucleosome binding
Source: RefSeq, a predicted model, not a curated record